Molecule: messenger RNA, 2060 nt
Organism: Homarus americanus (American lobster)
Lineage: Eukaryota; Metazoa; Arthropoda; Malacostraca; Decapoda; Nephropidae
Gene: CBP
Product: sarcoplasmic calcium-binding protein-like
Exons: 7
Coding region: 55-867 (270 amino acids)
Molecular function (GO): calcium ion binding; enzyme regulator activity
Source: RefSeq, a predicted model, not a curated record
CCAGUGUGAGUCCUGCGGAGCCUCAGUUGAUCGUGUGACUGUGACUUGGUAACCAUGUCCCUGUCUCGAUGUGUUUCCUCCGCCCUGAGAACUCGUCAAGCCCUACAUAGGGUUGUUCUCCCUGUGGCGGCAGUAACUAGUGAUGUUGUUAAGGCCAGCGCGGUAGACUGGAGAGCUGGCGCGUGUAUGGCUCCAUUGCAGAGUCAAGUGACGGCGGUGAGGGAGUACAGUAAGCGAGUCAGUGCACGAAGACAGGCCAGGUCGUCCUCCUCCUCAGAUUCUUCCGAUUCUGACCGUGGCGUCGGUAGAGGCAAGCGGGCCCUGAGGGCCCAAACACCUUUCUGGCGGAAGAAGAUGCGCACUCACCAUAGAUUGUUUGACGUAAAUAAAGACGGCGUUGUGUCUUGGGACGACUUCGAAGCGCUCAUCGGCAAGUUCAAAGAGCUUGGACACCUCUCACCAAAAGAAGUUGGAAAAUUAACUGAUGCUCUAAGACAUGUGUGGGAGGAGGAAUGGGGAGCUUCUAGUGAUCCCUACAUCUUCAUCGGGCAAGAGCAGUUCCUCUCACAAAUGGAGCACGUCAUCAACACCAAAGAACUCCGCAAGAGAGUUGCCAGUCCCCUCCCAUAUUUCUUUAAGGCUGUAGACACUGACGGGAGUGGGGAAAUAUCAGUUGCAGAGUUCAAGAUGUUCUACGCUUGCCUCGGUCUUUCAGAAGAGGCUGCCACUGAGUCCUUUGCAGCCAUCGACAUUAAUGGUGAUGGGAAGCUAAGCAUGAAGGAGUUCAUCAAGCUGGGCAGAGAGUAUUUCCUUGCUGAGGAUGAGACCCGGCCCAGCAAGCUCUUUUGGGGUCCCCUCUCAGAAUGAAAUCUCCCCUUCCAACAUCUGCAUGACAAGGAUCCUGGGAUCAUACUCCCAUUCAGUACAGAAAUAUGUUAACUAUAACUGAUCCAGGAGAAAUAAAUCAUGAUGCUGUAUUACUCUUCUAAGGAUGACUUAUUGACUGGAAAUGCUAUACAUUAUAUUAAUAUGUACAGUAUCUAGGGAAAAUGUGAUAAUAUAACAUUUGAGAAUAUUUCCUUAAUGACUGGCUUACAUGUGGGAAAGAUGUGCUGUGACAAUAUUGUAGAGGAAAUAUUUCCCACUGGCUUAUUUAUGUAUUGCUGACUUAUUUAGGAACAUUGUUUUGUACAGAUUAUUGAGGAAAACAGUUUUAUAGUAUAGUGUUUUCAGGGGUCAAUCAGGGAAAACUCAUCUCAUUGUGUUUUAGGGGCUUUAUCCAGGGAAAAUAUGUAGUGUGAUGCAAUUUUUUUUAUAUAGAUACAGAAGAGAAUAAUUUCACAUGUGUGAGAAUGAGGCAGACACUUGCUAACGUUUCUAAGUUCACCUUACUGAUUAUUGUGUAUUUUUUAUCUGAAGUACACCCUGAGGUGUUAUUGUAGUACUGUAGUUAUAACAUGUUUAUAAUCAUUUAAUGUAUGAACCUUAAACUAUUAUAUAGUGAAAGCUUAGUACAAUAAUUUUAUAUAUUGUACUGUACUGUACUUUGGGGAGGAAGGAUAGGCAUAAAAUUAUUAUACAGUAAAAGGUCGAUUGCAUGGGUCAUUGCCUCAUUAAGCUAGUACAUACAGGUACACUCGCCAAAAACUUCUCAAACGCUAUAAGCACUAAGCAAUCUGAAAAAUGAACGAAGAAUCUGAAACCACUCCGAGAUGACAAGCCCCAUUCUGCACAAUCUUGGAUCCAUUGUGUUUGAGAAGUUUAUGUUGAGUGUACAAUAAUAUUCAACAAUUCUCCACUCUUUGUCUGUUUUGCUUAUUAUUCCCAUACUUUUUCCUCAUCUUUUCCUAAUUCUCUGAGAAAUUUCACUACACAAUAUGGACAUAUAAAACAGAUAUGAAAGGAUCAUUUAAAGUUGUGAAUUUAGUCAUUAACGGUAUAACAAGCAUCUGGUAGAAGACUUGCUAUAAUACAUUAAUGUAAAUGUAACGGCUUUGUAGUAUAUCUUGUAGAUUAAUGUGCAUAAAAAUGGAUUAUUUAAUUAAAACUGUAAAAAUUAA